AUGUCUGGUUGGUCAGCUGAAAAUGCCAAGAGAGCUUAUCUCCAGGCACUCAAAAUGGCCAAAAGAGGUAAAGAACCUGAUGUAGCAGAGUUCAUAUCAGCUCUGGCAGCAGGCAAGAAUGCGCAACUCUUGGUGGUGGCUGGCGCCGGCGUAGCCGGUUCCACCACGCUAGCAAUGGCUGCAGCUGCUCAUCAAACUGGUGGCCGUGUGGUAUGCAUUUCUUGUGGGAAAAGUGAAUUACAAGCAUCAAAAAAGGCUAUAGGAGUUUAUGGAGAUUGUGUUGAGUUUGUUGUGGGAGAUGCUAAAAGCCUUCUUAUGAGUGAUUACAAAGGAGCUGAUUUUGUGCUUGUAGAUUGUGAUAUCACUAAUGCAAGGGAAGUUUUUCUAGCAGCAGUUAAAGGUGCCAAUACAGAUGGGGCACUUGUGGUUGGAUAUAAUGUCAGGCAUAGGGUCUCACUAUGGAGAAAACUGAGAGCAUCAUUUUUACCUAUUGGAGAAGGGUUGCUGGUGACCAAAAUAGAUCCAUAUAUGAAGGGUAAUGAUGAUAAAAAGGUUGUCCAAAGAAGGAGGAGUCGUUGGAUUGUUCAAGUAGAUAACUGCACUGGAGAGGAACAUAUUUUUAGGAUCACCUCUCCAUAUAGGAAAGAGCAGAUUGAAGUUUAA
Molecule: messenger RNA, 663 nt
Organism: Gastrolobium bilobum
Lineage: Eukaryota; Viridiplantae; Streptophyta; Magnoliopsida; Fabales; Fabaceae
Exons: 2
Coding region: 1-663 (220 amino acids)
Source: RefSeq, a predicted model, not a curated record